UACUGGUGAGUCACCUUACUUUUUAAUGUUUGGUCAAGAGCCUCGGCUCCCUGUUGACUUUUUGUUGGGCAGAGGACAGGAAAGGCAGUCCAGAGGAAUAAAUGAGUGGGUGUUGGAGCAUCAAACAAGGUUGCAGGUGGCUUUUGAGGGAGCCCGAGAACAUUUGAAGGCAGCUGCAGAUCGUCGUAAGGAGAAGUAUGACUCUGGUGUUCGGGAUGCACCACUGGGAGAGGGCCACCUAGUUUAUCUACGAAAUUAUGGUAGGAGAGGGCGCCAUAAGAUCCAAGAUCUCUGGAGCCCAGUAGUGUAUCGGGUCAUACGGGCACCUAAAACGGGUGGGUCUGUUUACACCAUAGCACCUGUAGAUGACUUGAGUAAGGUGAAGCAUGUCCAUCGUUCUCUGUUAAAGAACCGAGUGCAACGAGAUCCCGCGGUUUUUGUUCCAACUGAAGCAUCAGCCGUUGUGGAGGCACCACCUGUGGAGGAGUCCUCAUCAGUGGAUGAAGUAGACUUGUGGGUCGUGGUACCCGAACCUCCUCAGCUGGGUGGUGGACCAGUAAUGCAGAAUCCUGCAUCUUUAGAUCCAGCUGUAUCCUUGAGGCCUGCUGCACAACAGGAUGCAGUUGAGGGUGGUACCCUGGAUGCUCUGGGGGCUUCUGGACAAUCCGGUUUGAGGCCUAGAACCUCAUCGCUUGGGGAGCCUUUGUUAGUGGAGCAGCCUACGGCGAGUGAAGUUUCUGUGCGACGUACAGGGAGGGCUAAUGCUGGUCUGCAUUCUAAUCGUUACCAUCUCCCAAGGGCAGUUGGUGGAAUGGUAGAGUCCGGGGCUUCUGUAUUGAAUUCGGUUUCUGCCCUGUUUAGGCCCUGGAAUUGAGUGGUCCAUCGUCGGGGCGACGAUUCAAUUGGCGGGGGUAGAUUGUGGCAGAGUGAGUACGCUCCUCCCCUGUAUUUAGAAGACAGCCUAUCAGAGCAGAGUGCUGCGUAUAUAAAAGCCGCUUGUUGUGCUACCCGGGAUGCGUCAUCGCUAGCUCCGCCCCUUGGUGUGUGUGGGUUUCCGCAUGGAAAAGGUAUGGUUUGGUGGCAGUUUGUCUGGUGUUAAAUUUUAGUGUAUAUCAAUUAAUUGAAUUCACUCUUGUAGCUGGAAUAGCUUCUGGUUUGCGGUUUUGCAGUGGUGCGCAGGCUGUCAUUGAUCCCGGCUGGGUUGAGUCCACUUUCCGUGUGAAUUGUCAAACAUUAUGCUGUGAGCAAUCAUACAACUUAGGUUAUUUUGACGAAGAUUUGGGUAGGUAUCAGUGUAUUUUUAUGUAUUACACUUGUUAAUUUGGUUAACGGAUUGUUAAAUCUUAGCAGGAUAUUCCGUGGA
Puntigrus tetrazona (Sumatra barb) is the source of this 1363-nucleotide messenger RNA. RefSeq lists its product as uncharacterized. The transcript is spliced from 2 exons. The coding region runs from base 26 to 874 and encodes 282 amino acids. The record is from RefSeq and is a predicted model, not a curated record. NCBI's taxonomy places the organism in Eukaryota, Metazoa, Chordata, Actinopteri, Cypriniformes, Cyprinidae.